Molecule: messenger RNA, 231 nt
Organism: Effrenium voratum
Lineage: Eukaryota; Dinophyceae; Suessiales; Symbiodiniaceae
Source: the annotation of a GenBank genome assembly
AUGCCGGACCGCUACAAGUGCGACUCCUGCCGCGCGGUAGUGCACCAUCUCAACCAGGCGCUGGUGAAGCAGCAGCCGAAGAGCCGCAGGCAGCGGUGUGUGGGGGUGGGGUGGGGUGCCCGUUUCGAGGACCCUCGGCCUCGCCUAAAACGACCCUGGCCGAAUGUCCCCCGCAGCCUUAUCUCUUUGGCUUAUUCGACGGUUUUUGUGGAUCACAAUGGGAGCUUGUGA